Leptonychotes weddellii (Weddell seal) is the source of this 2176-nucleotide messenger RNA. RefSeq names its product solute carrier family 35 member E4 (gene SLC35E4). NCBI's taxonomy places the organism in Eukaryota, Metazoa, Chordata, Mammalia, Carnivora, Phocidae. The record is from RefSeq and is a predicted model, not a curated record.
AGCCGCCAGGAGCCGGAGCCGGAGCUGGAGCGCAGGCCCCUGCCGGAGCCUAGUCUAGCCGAGCUCGUCGCGGAGCAUCGGCCUGAACGCGGGCCGGUGUGUCAGCUAGCCGCUGGGCCUGGGCGCACUGUCGGAGGAAGCGAGCCGCGACCACCGGGCACCACCGGGAGUCGGUGCCCGGAUCGCCCCUGCCAGGCCUGGGCCCGGCCUGAACGAGCAGUAGGUCGCGGGGUCUGGACCGAAGAGAAAAUGGAACGAGGAUUCCAUCUAAUCGUGGAGUGGGCUUAAAAGCGGGAAGAAGAGUGGAGACUUCACGUGGGACCGGGCAGAGGUGGCUGCAGCUUACUAGGCCAGGCUUGAGCACCAGACAGCCUGGCAUGCCAGCCGCUCGGCCAGGGUUCUGCCCUGCCUGAGCCAGGAGCACCGCAUAGCUCCUGGACCUUGGCUGGCACAGGCCUAGCACAAGAAGCAGCGCUCUCACCUGUCUGAGGAACUGUGCUUGGGCCUGGCCCAGAGUGGGACUCUUCGGUGGCCCAGCGCUGGUCACUGGGGAGCCGUCCUCCUGCCCCGGACCCACUGGUACGGAUGUGUCGCUGCCCGCUGGAGCACCAUGACGGCAGGAUGACCUCAGCGGAGGCGGUGGCUAGUGGUGCUCGGGGGGCUGGGUCCCCUGAGUGGCCGCCCGACACCCCCCAGGCCCUCGGGCGGCCUGGCCGGGCCCGGGUGGCCGUGGCGGCACUGGUGUGGCUGCUGGCAGGGGCCAGCAUGUCAAGCCUCAACAAGUGGAUCUUCACUGUGCACGGCUUCGGACGGCCCCUGCUGCUCUCCUCGCUACACAUGCUGGCAGCGGCCUUGGCGUGCCGCUGGGGGGCACAGCGCCCCAUGCCCCACCGCACUCGCCUCCAAGUGCUGCUGCUCAGCCUCACCUUCGGCACCUCGAUGGCCUGUGGCAACGUGGGCCUGAGCGCUGUGCCCCUGGACCUGGCACAGCUGGCCACCACCACCACGCCACUGAUCACGCUGGCCCUGUCCGCGCUGCUGCUCGGCCGGCGCCACCACCCGCUGCAAUUUGCCGCCAUGGGCCCACUCUGCCUGGGGGCCGCCUGCAGCCUGGCCGGGGAGCUCCGGACACUGCCCGCUGGCUGUGGCUUCCUGCUGGCUGCCACCUGCCUCCGCGGCCUCAAGUCCAUCCAGCAGAGUGCCCUGUUGCAGGAGGAGAGUCUGGACGCGGUGACCCUGCUGUAUGCCACCUCGCUGCCCAGCUUCUGCCUGCUGGCGGGUGCGGCCCUGGUGCUGGAGGCCGGUGUGGCCCCGCCGCCCGCCCCCGCCAGCUCCCAGCUCUGGGCCUGCAUCCUGCUCAGCUGCCUGCUGUCCGUGCUCUACAACCUGGCCAGCUUCUCCCUGCUGGCUCUCACCUCCGCCCUCACCGUCCACGUCCUGGGCAACCUCACUGUCGUGGGCAACCUCGUCCUGUCCCGGCUCCUGUUUGGCAGCCACCUCAGUGCCCUCAGCUACGUGGGCAUUGCACUCACCCUUUCAGGAAUGUUCCUUUACCACAACUGCGAGCUCGUGGCCUCCUGGGCUGCCCGCCGGGGCUUCUGGAGGAGGGGCCGGACUGGCAAAGGUCUUUGAGACCUAGGGGAACACCUGGGCUCCCUGGGACAGCCCCAGCCUGAAUCCAACCUUGGCCAGUGGCCAUGGGAAAAGCAGAGAGCAGGCAGCCACUGGGGCCAUGGGAGAAAGAGAGGGGCCUUCUGGAAGGGCCACCUUGGAGGCUGGAAUGGGGAUUCCCGGAGAGAACCACCUCCUGUCCCUUGCCUGCCUCUAACCACAGACCUCACUCACCACUGGAUGGUGGGUCCAGACCUAGCACAGGCACUGUGCUUCUUGGACUGAUUGUUAGGAUGAGCAUCAACUACUUCUCCAAAAAUUGCUGGCCAAACUUUGAAAACCUCACCAUGUUCUGAUGAUGAUGAUGAUGAUUCUUGGCGAUUGCACAAUCCUUCCUCCAGGAAGUGGGGGAGGCAGCUAGGGGGCCCAGGGAAAGGCCUUUUUGUUGCUGGGAUCCCCUGGGGAUUGGGGUCAUCUGUGCCAACUCUAGGCAGCUGCUGUAGCCUCACCCCUGGGCCCCCCAAUUUUGGGUCUUCCAUCCUCAAAUAAAGUAUUUUUGCUUGUA